CAGGUCCCUCGGUAGAAACUCUGGCAUGCUCAGCGCUGUUACCAAGGUUAAAAUGCUCAAGAUUGAAAACUAGACUUAAUCCUUCAGAUGAUAUGAAACCACUUAUAACUUUUAAAAAGUAACUGAGAAGAACGAAGAGCUACUUUCUGCAUAGAGUUUCAACAUGUCAAGUGGAGUUUUGGGUCGUUUGAGUACACUGACUUUAAGUCUGCAGCAGCUGGGUCAGUUACCACACUUGUCGAACUGGUUGCCUCGUCUGCCUAGACGUCAAGCCACAGUACACGCUUCUGAAGUGCCGAGCCUGUUUCGUGAGCCCUACAUCUUGUCUGGUUAUCGUCCAGUGCAUCAGGAAUGGCGGAGCUACUUCUGUAGCCUCUUCCAAUGUCACAACGAGCUGCUGAAUGUGUGGACACACCUGCUGGCCAUCCCUGCCGUGCUACUGCAGUUCUCUUUUUUCGCAGGGGCGUGGGGGCUGACGCUCAAUCUGGCCUCUCUGCCUCUGUUCUUGUAUGUGCUGUCAUCACUUACCUACCUCAGUUUCAGUGUGGCCGCCCACUUGCUGCAGUCUCACUCUGAACUGGCCCAUUACUCCCUCUUCUUUGUAGACUACGUUGGUGUGGCUGUUUACCAAUAUGGCUGCUCAAUGGGCCACUAUUUUUACUGUUCUGAGCCAGAAUGGAGACACAGUCUAGUUGGUGUAUUGUUUCUUCCUGGUGCUGCCAUGCUGGCCUGGUUGUCCUGUGCCAGUUGCUGCUACUCCAAAUUCCGUUACCGCCGUCCUUACCCAUUUCACCGGAAGAUCUGCCAGAUCAUUCCCACCAGCUUGGCAUACUUGCUUGACAUAAGCCCUGUAGCGCACCGCCUGCUCACCAAAUCUUGGGAUGAGCCGGUGUUGGUGUUUCACGCUAUGCAAGUGGCGUUUUUCCUUUUGGCAGCUCUGUUUUUCUCGUGCCCUGUUCCUGAGCGCUUCUUUCCAGGAAGGUGUGAUAUUGUAGGCCACGGACAUCAGAUCUUCCACAUCUUCCUGGUCUUGUGCACCAUGUGCCAGCUGGAGGCAAUGUUUAGAGACUUCCUAGUACAUCAGCAGUCUGUCGUAGAUGCGCACGGAGAGCACUUCAUCUUACUGGCCGGAGGAUCCUUCUUCUUGUUGGUGUUGUGCAGCAUUCUGACUGCAGUUCUGAUGAGGGGAGCCGUGCAAAGACAGCUGAGGAAAAAAGACUGAACAAACAUGUCUGAAGAUUAGGUUAGUUAUGAAGUACCAAAAGGUAUUUAUUGAUAUCCAUUUUGAAUUGUUUUUAUAGAAGUGCAUUCAUUAUGAGAAUUGUGAUGGGAUGUCUUUGCUUUUAUUUUAAAUCUUAAAAGUCCAAGUGUCAUGUUGAAAUCCCACACCUGCUCCUGAAAAAUAGCACAAAAGUUGUUGCAUAUUAAAAGUUAUUUAUAUGUACCAUUC
Danio rerio (zebrafish) is the source of this 1450-nucleotide messenger RNA. It is a transcript of the gene paqr8, whose product is annotated as progestin and adipoQ receptor family member VIII. Gene Ontology annotation, cellular component: membrane. NCBI's taxonomy places the organism in Eukaryota, Metazoa, Chordata, Actinopteri, Cypriniformes, Danionidae. The record is from RefSeq and is marked validated. Gene Ontology annotation, biological process: nuclear receptor-mediated steroid hormone signaling pathway.